AUGAAUGUAGAUCUCGAGACGGUGCGGAUCAAGUCGUUGCCGGAUGAUGCGUUUUACAUAGCGGAUUUUAUCACAGAAGAGGAGGAAGAGGUGCUGUUACAAAAGAUUGCCACAGCCCCUCUGCCCCGCUGGACUCAUCUGUCCCACCGUCGUCUCCAAACAUGGCCCUCUGCCCUGACCAAGUCCAACGCCCUCAUUUCCUCUCCCCUUCCAUCCUGGCUCGUCUCACCCGUCAUCCCUCGCUUUGAGUCGCUAGGCAUAUUUGCUGAUGCCCCGCACGGGGCCCCGAACCAUGUUCUAGUGAACGAGUACCGCCCCGGACAGGGUAUCAUGCCGCAUGAAGAUGGUGCUGCUUAUUACCCGCUAGUUGCCACGGUGAGUUUGGGAGCACCGAUUGUGUUGGACUUGUACCAAAAAGGUCAGGGCCUGGACGGCGAGGACCGUAGGCCGCAGCAGCGUAUCUUGCAGGAGCGCCGAAGUUUGUUGGUUACAACCAAGGAGAUCUACACAGACUAUCUGCACGGUAUCGCGGAGACAACCAGGGAUGAAGGGCUAGGCCCUGAAUCUAUAUGUAACUGGGGUUUGUUGCGGGAACAGGUUCGAUACCAGUGUGGAUGGUUUGAAAGGGAGACUAGGAUUAGUCUGACGUAUCGCGAUGUUCUCAAGGUCGCGAAGGUGGGCAAUACGAUGAAAUUCCUGGGUGGGCGGUGA
This is a messenger RNA of Aspergillus oryzae RIB40, 711 nucleotides long. RefSeq lists its product as uncharacterized. The record is from RefSeq and is a predicted model, not a curated record. The transcript has 2 exons. Bases 1 to 711 code for a protein of 236 amino acids. Lineage: Eukaryota; Fungi; Ascomycota; Eurotiomycetes; Eurotiales; Aspergillaceae.